AUGAUAAGAUUAGAGAAGAACAGUGACAUCAGCAAGCUGACCUCUCCAUCCAGCCUAACCAGUAUGACCUCCCGGGAAAGCUCCCAAUCGCCUCCAAACAACCAGCUCCAAGCCGGCAACCACGCGGCCCAUCUGCUCCAGCUAAACAACAACAUUGCGCUCAACGACCAGAACCUCAAGUUCAGCAUCGACAACAUCCUGAAGGCGGACUUUGGCCGCCGCAUUACGGAUCCGCUAAAAAGAAGCGGAAAAAGCUACGCGAAAAAGCCGUCGGCUGAAAAGCCCACGACCUCUGCGGCACCGGCCGCUAUGGAUCUGACGUCUGUCAUGACCAGCGCGGCUGGUUGCAGCGGCACCAACAGUAGCGGCCCCAGCCGCUCCUUCAACAGCAGCAGUUCUAGUGCCAGUGGAAGUGAAGUGGAUGUGCCCGCGUCGCCGCAGUCCUCGACCGGUUCCAGCAAAACCGGCGAGGGGACGAGCGGUAGCACGACCACCAGUGGUAGCGGAGGGCCGAUGGUGUGGCCGGCCUGGGUCUACUGUACCCGCUACAGUGAUCGUCCUAGUUCAGGUGAGUGGCGUCCCGCUUUUUGUUGACGCAAUUCCGCGAAA
Molecule: messenger RNA, 609 nt
Organism: Culex pipiens pallens (northern house mosquito)
Lineage: Eukaryota; Metazoa; Arthropoda; Insecta; Diptera; Culicidae
Product: homeobox protein invected-like
Exons: 1
Coding region: 1-594 (197 amino acids)
Biological process (GO): neuron differentiation; regulation of transcription by RNA polymerase II
Cellular component (GO): nucleus
Molecular function (GO): RNA polymerase II cis-regulatory region sequence-specific DNA binding; DNA-binding transcription factor activity, RNA polymerase II-specific
Source: RefSeq, a predicted model, not a curated record